This is a messenger RNA of Mollisia scopiformis, 751 nucleotides long. RefSeq names its product putative J domain-containing protein spf31. The record is from RefSeq and is a predicted model, not a curated record. The transcript has 3 exons. Lineage: Eukaryota; Fungi; Ascomycota; Leotiomycetes; Helotiales; Mollisiaceae. Bases 1 to 645 code for a protein of 214 amino acids.
AUGAGUACCAAGCCGGAGAAAGCUGACGAUGAUAUCGAUGCACUUGAAGCUCUGGAGUCAGAGGAGAAAGAGUACUUGAAAGAUGCUGAAAUUGAUCGUAUCCUAAAAGCCUUCCGUCUAGAUGCAUACGCCGUCCUGGACCUGCAACCCGGCGUCCCUGAAUCCGACAUCAAGAAAUGCUACCGUGCCAAGUCCCUGCUGAUCCAUCCGGACAAGACGACGAAUCCGCAGGCCCCAGAUGCCUUUGACCGGCUCAAGAAAGCGCAGACGGAGCUCAUGGAUGAGAAGCAUCGCGAGCGCCUCGAUGAAGCUAUCGCAGACGCGCGCAUGCUUCUGAUCCGCGAGAAUAAGUGGACGGUUGAUAGCGAGGAGUUGAAGACGGAGCAGUUUGCCAAGGACUGGAGGGAGAAGACUAAAUUGGUGCUGAUUGAUAAUGAGCAUAGGAGACGACGGCAGGUGAAGGCGCAGAUGCAGGAAGAGGGAAGGGAGCAGAAGAAAGCCGAUGAGGAACUCGAGGCGAGGAAACGGAAGAGGGAACAUGAACAAGACUGGGAGAGUACACGAGAACAGAGAAUUGGAAGUUGGAGAGACUUUCAGAAGGGUGGUGAGAAGAAGAAAAAGAAGAAGGCCAAACCAAUAGGUUGAUCUGUUGGUACAUGGAGUAUUCAGAGGUCAGUGGCGUUGGUGGCUUUACUUCAUUGCAUUUCUACUGUUUGAUUCUUCGCACAUAGAAUAUGCUUCAAGCACAGAU